Molecule: messenger RNA, 219 nt
Organism: Akanthomyces muscarius
Lineage: Eukaryota; Fungi; Ascomycota; Sordariomycetes; Hypocreales; Cordycipitaceae
Exons: 2
Coding region: 1-219 (72 amino acids)
Biological process (GO): malate transmembrane transport
Cellular component (GO): membrane
Molecular function (GO): malate transmembrane transporter activity
Source: RefSeq, a predicted model, not a curated record
AUGCGGUUCAACAAUAGCUGGUGGGCGUUGAUCUUCCCCAAUGUAGGCUUCACCUUGGCGACAGUCUUUAUUGGCCAGCAGCUGGAGAGCAAUGCGAUACAGUGGGCGUCGACGAUAAUGAUUAUCGUUUUGGUGGUAGUCUGGCUGCUUCAGCUGUUCAAUAUGGGGAAAGCCGUUUUCGUCUCCCUAUUUCGCGAUCGAACAAGGGCGCUGUCGUAG